Nymphaea colorata (pocket water lily) is the source of this 2149-nucleotide messenger RNA. RefSeq lists its product as uncharacterized. Gene Ontology annotation, biological process: cellular response to oxidative stress. Lineage: Eukaryota; Viridiplantae; Streptophyta; Magnoliopsida; Nymphaeales; Nymphaeaceae. The transcript has 6 exons. Gene Ontology annotation, cellular component: cytoplasm. Gene Ontology annotation, molecular function: peptide-methionine (S)-S-oxide reductase activity. The record is from RefSeq and is a predicted model, not a curated record. Bases 1 to 762 code for a protein of 253 amino acids.
AUGAAAAAGUCAAGGCAGCUUGAGAAGGACGACCAUAACCAAAGAGCGGCCACCAGCUCUUCCUCACAGAUCCCGUCCCAGUUUGCAGAAGAAGCAAUUUUUGCAGCAGCAAGUUUUUGGACGGUGGAGGCCGCAUUUGGGCGUGUAGAUGGAGUUUUAAGAACAUCAACUGGUUACUUUGGGGGCAUCCGGAGGAAGCCUACCUACAGAGAAGUGCAAAAUGUCUCUAAUGCGAACACAGGCCACACAGAGGCAGUGAAGAUUGUUUAUGACAAAAGAAGCGUCUCAUUUACAUCCCUUUGUGAGGUUUUCUGGGAUACACACGAUCCCACAAGCAAAGAGUUUCUGCAAUUUGGACUUAGCACACAUCUUAGAUCUGCAAUAUUUUACGCCAAUGAAGGAGAGAGAAAGGAAGCUAUGCAAUCAAAGGUCAGAAGGCAAAUGAAACUCAACAGAAGAAUAGUCACGGCGAUUCUUCCGGGUCAUUCCUUAGAAUUUUUCCUUGCUGAGAAUUUCCAUCAAAAGUACUAUUUGCAGAAACGCCACAUUAGACUUUGUGAAUGUCUCAAUCUGAGGAGCACGGAGCAAUUUGUAGACUCACAUGUUGCCUGCAAACUCAACGGUUAUUUGGGAGGAGAUCCUGCUAACGUUGACGAAAACAAAGAACAGCUGCAGAGAUUGAUAGAUGGUAAUGAUAUUUCUCUGGACGCAAAGAAUAUGUUGGACGCUGUUUUUUUUAAAAAAACGCGUAUUAUAUGCUGAAAACGUCCGAGUCGAAUAAAACGGAAAUAAGGCGCGUUUUUUUCAAAAAUUCAGCGGUGAGCGUUCUUUAUACGCGUCUUUUCCGUUUUUUAAAAGCGUGCGAAUGGCAUGGCAUGUAAUAUUUAUAAAAUAUUUGGUUUCUUUUAAAUUUGAUCGCUCCUUUUAAUGGCAGAAACGUAUUUUUUGAUAAGAAUAAGAAAAGGAGUUAACUUAAAAGAAAAGUUAAAAUCUAUCCCUUUCCCCCUCGCGAUUACUUCCUCCUCCUAGUGUCUCCUCCUUCAGUCGACCGUUUCUCUCUGCUGAUUCAAAGACCACGUGAAGAGGAAGUCGCCGGACCGACGAGCGGUGGUGAGGGCGGUCGAUGGGAAGCUGACGGGAAUCGCUGAAGAUUUUUUCAGCGGUGAGCGUUCUUCAGUCUUCACUCGACCUCAGGCAUUCGACAAAGGCCAGCGGGCGUUGCGGUGAUUUUGGGCAAAAUCAGCACAUAGAGGCCACCUAAUCUUAUGCUUGCUUUUUUUUUUUUGCAGUUGGUUAAACCUUUUUAUGUUUCCCCUUUAGUUUUCCUCCUUUUUUUUGUUGCAUUUGAUGCUAUCGUAUUAUGUUUUUUAAAACCUGCCUUACCUGAGCCUGUAAAUUUUGUAUCGUUAAUCUGCCUUACGUUUCUCUCUUAGUUUCCACAUUUUAUCGUUGCCCUCUUGCUUAGGUUUGAUGCUUUAAAACCUGCCGAUUUUACUUAAUGCUGUGAAUAAUGUGAUGGGUUACGAGUCUUACGACUUACGAGUAUGAAUUUUGUUAUUUUAUUUUAUUUUUUGAAAUCAAAUAUAUAUAAAUUUUUCAAAUUACUAAAAUCAUGGUAUCAUCUUUGCCCUAUCGGAACCCUAUCCGAACCCUCACAAUAUCCGAACCCUUACUUUUGUGAUGAAUGCUCGAGCCUUUGCAAAUUUUUCAAUAGUUUUUUUAUUUAUUUCUCAUUUACUUUUAUUUUUAUAUAAUUAUCAGGAUUUUUUAUUUAUUUUUAAAAAUUUACCAUCUUUUUUCCGUUUUAUUCUUGAGAUUUAUAAUUUUACCGAAUUAUACCCGUACCCGAGAUUUGUGACAAUGGUUGGAGCUCAUCCUUCACAGCUUGAGCGGAAGCUGGUUUAUGCUUCUUCCAGCAGGAAACGAUCUUCUUCUGCAAUUUAUGGAGGAUAGAUGAGGCUAUUUCUUUUCCAGUGGGGUAUACUGUAAUGAUGAAGAAAAUGAAAGCGAUGACGGAACUUGUCGAGAAGUUGACUUUGCAAUACUUAUUUUAGUCAGUUGACUUUCUCUUCUUUCAAAGGCAUGACAUUGCCCUCCUUUUCAUCCUUUAGUCAAAGUGAUUUGAUUGCUUUUCCAAUGAGAGGGUACA